This is a messenger RNA of Rangifer tarandus platyrhynchus (Svalbard reindeer), 447 nucleotides long. NCBI's taxonomy places the organism in Eukaryota, Metazoa, Chordata, Mammalia, Artiodactyla, Cervidae. The record is from the annotation of a GenBank genome assembly.
AUGGAAAGGAAAAGCGGGUGUUUCCUCAACUCCUUCAGCUUCACGCUGGAUUACGGGUCGUUCCGGUACAUACUCCUGGGCUGCAGUGGGCCACUCAGAGGCUGUUCUGAUUGCAGCUCUUUCACACCUCGUAUCAACUACCCGGAGUCCCAAGGCCUCCGUCCCCAGAAAUUGAAUGGUCCCACCGGCGGCCGCCACGUUUCUCUGCGGAUUCUCGGAGCGAAGCCUCCCGGCCUGCCCAGAAAGGCGGAAAACCCUUCCCACAGUGGCCCACGACGCCCCCGGGCCGCGCCGGCGCCGCGCCGAGGCCUAGCGUCCCAGCGUCCGGCCCAGGCCUCGGGAAACCGCAGAGCUGCAGCAAGCCUUCCUCCCCGGCUCCGCAGGGCUUCCGCGCUCAGCCGGGGCCGCGACCCGGUGGCGCGUCUUUCUGGUCCCGGCAGCUUUUGA